Messenger RNA from Cynoglossus semilaevis (tongue sole), 4201 nucleotides. It is a transcript of the gene rbp3, whose product is annotated as retinol binding protein 3. Lineage: Eukaryota; Metazoa; Chordata; Actinopteri; Pleuronectiformes; Cynoglossidae. Gene Ontology annotation, biological process: proteolysis. Gene Ontology annotation, molecular function: serine-type peptidase activity; retinol binding. The transcript has 4 exons. The record is from RefSeq and is a predicted model, not a curated record. The coding region runs from base 1553 to 3406 and encodes 617 amino acids.
UUUGGAGAAUUUUUUACAACCUGAAUUAACAUGUAAAUUUGAUCUUGCUCACUUGCAAAAAAACACGUGAGGACCAUGGAAAACAAAAGCCAUUGUUUGGUUGGGUUUUUCUCCAGUAAUUUUUAGCCUCCUGAGAAGAAGCAGUGAAGGGGAUUGUGUUGUGUACAGCAAGUGCUGGUAUUAAAAGUUAAGACGAUAAGACUGGCUCAAAGCUCUUCAGCAAAAACAAAAAUGAGUUGAGAGCCGCAAAAAUGUGCUGAUCAGGGUUUUAUGAGGUUGUGGAGUUAAAAUCUCCAAUAACAAGAAAGUGGAUGAAGUCAGAGAACUAAAAAAAAAACCUGAAACUAAAACAAUGUAGGUAUUCCUGACAGGUAAAGCUUUAAAAAUAACAUCUAUGCAGAUUUCUGAAUCGUUUUGUGGAGAUUUGCACAUUUCAAUUGAAGGUUUGUUUCUUUAUCAACAACCAGCCUGUGUUUUCCACCACUCUCACACUUGCAUGUGUUUGGAGAAGGCUUUGCCACGUGUUCACCAACUGUAAACUGGUGGGUGACCCAGACAUGACCUGUAAAGCCUCAAAUGGCACCAUAAUACUCCAGCAUCAGCUGAUCUGACACAGAGGGAGUGAUUGCGGGAAAUGCAUUGGUUUCCUGAUUGAGUUUGUGAUGGUUUUUUUUUUUGGUUUUUUUGGUGCAAACAUAUUUAGUCAAUUAUGAGAGGGCUAUAAAAUAUAAAACUUCUAAAGUCUUAGAAAGAUUUUUUUUAAAUGACAGCAAUAUUGGCUCCCUCAAAAACUAUAUCAUCAUGUUUCUUUACACUAGGGUCCAUGGGGAAAAAAAUCUAUAAUUUUUGAAUCACUGAACUGGGAAUGAUUUUUCACUGCUGCGUCCAUCAAUACAUUUAUGUGGGCUUUUUAAUCAUUUUUUAGAAUUCAAUUUUUUAAUUGGAUUAGAUGAUUUUUUAUCUGAUUGUCGGGAAUCUUUUUUCUUUUUCUUUUUUUUUUUUUAUGGAUUUGUUCAUUUGUGGUCACUUAAAUGUUGGCAGCUUCUUUGUUCCUGCAGUACAAACUUUAACCACAAGAGGAAGCAAACACCCAACAUACCAAAUAGUUACCGUUCACUUCUCCAACGAAGGUGCAAAUAUGGCAACUUUGACUAAUACCAAUUAAAUUAUUACAUUAAAUUUUGUUUCUUUUACACAUAUUUUAGCUGUAUUAUCUUUUUUUCUUUAAUAUGAGGUAUCAUUUAAUAAAAAAUCCUUCUGCCUGUACUGAGUAAACCUUAUUUGACUUUAGACUAUAAUAGCAUACCUGCUAUAAAAACACGUCUUGAGCAACUCUAGUUUUGUCACUACGCCACCUCAGCUGAUUUAUAAAUUCCUCACAGAAACACUCAGGGUAAUGCGAUUAGUCAGGGUUAUUGUUGGGGUAAAUCCUCUUAAGAGUGUGUUAACAGAAACCUACAGCAGCCAAAACAGAACCAUUUGACGAGAAACCUCUUUAGGGAAGGAGGUCUGGUACUUCAGGAGCCAACUGAGCCGAAACUAGUUCACAAAAAUGGCAAAGGCUACUAUUCUGUUAGCAUCAUUGCUAGUUGUUGGAAAUGUUUCCUUCAUCCAGGCUUCAUUUUCUCCAACUGUCAUUGUCGAUAUGGCAAAAAUCGUCCUGGACAAUUACUGCUCACCAGAGAAGCUGAAAGGCAUGAAGGAGGCGAUCGAGGCAGCCAGCAGCAACACGGAGAUUCUCAAGAUCCCUGAUGGUGAAUCCUUGGCCAGGGUCCUCAGCUCAGGAGUUGCGACCACAGUCAGCGACCCACGUCUGUCAGUCUCCUAUGAGCCAAACUACGUCCCUGAGGUUCCCCCAAAGAUGCCUCCACUGCCCCCUGAGCAGCUUGUUGAUGUCCUCAAGCACUCCAUUAAGUUGGAGGUUCUGGAGGGCAACACUGGCUACCUGAGGAUUGACCACAUCCUGGGAGAAGAUGUUGCUGAAAAAGUUGGAUCUUUGCUGGUAGAUCUGGUCUGGAAUAAAAUCCUGCCAACCUCUGCUCUGAUCUUUGACUUGCGUCACACUGGGAGCGGGGACAUCUCAGGACUUUCCUAUAUCGUGUCUUACUUCACUGCCGCUGAGAGUGUGGCCCAUAUUGACAGCAUCUAUGACCGAGCCACUGACACCACAACUAAGGUUUUUACCUUGUCCACAUUGAUGGGAGAAAGAUACAGUGUGACCAAACCCCUCAUUGUCCUCACCAGUAAAAACACCAGAGGUGUAGCUGAAGAUGUGGCCUACUGCCUCCAGAGCCUGAAGAGAGCCAUCAUCAUUGGGGAAAAGACAGCUGGAGGUUCAGUCAAAGUCAAUAAAUUCAAAGUUGGAGACACAGACUUCUACAUCACUGUGCCUACUGCCAAGUCCACCAGCCCCAUCACAGGCUCCACCUGGGAGAUCACUGGCGUGACCCCAGAUGUAGAGGUCAGCGCCGAGGAGGCUCUGGCCGCUGCCAUCAACGUCGUCAAGUUCCACACCCAGGUUCCCGCAAUAAUUGAGGGAUCAGCCGACCUGAUUGCUGCCAACUAUGCCUUUGAGAACGUUGGCACUAGCGUUGCAGAGGGCUUGAAGGGUCUCCUGACAAAGGGCCAGUACAGCACAGUGGUAUCACAGAACAGUCUGGAGACAAAGCUGUCUGCUGACCUGCAAACCCUGUCUGGGGACAAGAGCCUGAAGACCACCACAAGCACCCCCCCUCUGCCACCCAUGAAUUACUCUCCUGAGAUGUACGUCGACCUGAUCAAAGUCUCCUUCCACACUGAUGUGUUUGAGAACAACAUCGGCUACCUCCGUUUUGACAUGUUUGGAGACUUUGAGGAAGUCAAGCCCCUGGCCCAAAUUAUUGUCGAGCAUGUCUGGAAUAAAGUUGUCAACACUAAAGGGCUGAUCCUUGACCUCAGGAACAACAUCGGUGGACCAACAUCAUCCAUCUCAGGUUUCUGCUCCUACUUUUUUGAUGCUGACAGGCAGAUUGUGUUGGACAAGCUGUACGACAGAACGACUGGUACAACCUCGGAGCUCAAGACCAUCACUGAUCUCACUGGCACAAGAUUCGGUUCAACUAAGAGUCUCCUCAUCCUCACCAGUGGAGCCACUGCCGGCGCCGCUGAGGAGUUUGUAUAUAUCAUGAAGAAGAUCGGCCGAGCUAUGAUCAUUGGAGAGAAAACAGCCGGGACUUCCCACCCAGCUAAGACCUUCCGUGUCGGCGAGACAGACGUCUUCCUCAGCAUUCCCACCAUCCACUCUGACACCAAAACCGGACCAGCAUGGGAGGGAGUUGGAAUCGUACCCCAUGUACCUGUGGCCGCCGAAGCUGCCCUGGAAACAGCCAAGGGCAUCCUCAACAAGCACUUGGCAAGAAAGAAGUAAAUCCACAGUGGCAACAGAUUUAGUCAAGAUUUAGUCUCUGGACUGGCUUAGGAAGUAAGGAAUGUAGUGAGUUCACGGUCCAAAGUUUAAUCUGCUAUACUUUUUUUCUUAAUACAAAAGCCUUUAAGCCAGUUGGAAAUGUAGGAACUCAGUCAAACAAAGUAUAUCUUGUUGUUGCCAUGGCUGUGGAAAGCUUUCAUAAUGGAAGGAAAACUGAAGUUACACCUUUGUGAACUGAAUAUAAUAUCCUUUUUAAGACAUUUAAUGAGAUAAAAAAGAAGAAAACAUGUUGGAAAAAAUGCUGUGAAAGUCAUUUCCAUUCACAUUGGCUUUGCUGAAUUAUUGUAUUUCCUAUUACUGCCAGUAUAUAAGGAAAACUGUUUAUAUUGUGCAAUAAAUGUGGGAGAAUUGGCUGUGAGUCAGAUCCAGUGCUGAGAUACAAUUAAAAAAGACAAAAACACAAAACAAAUGUGUGUGAUGCUCAUGUUCUUCCACAUACUGACAAAUCAGUUCUCAUGAAUUGAACUUAACUUCUGCCAGAUGUUUUAUUUUACUUGACAUAAAAUAAACAGUGACUUAAAGCCAACAGCUGUAAAAGGAAGAUAUGAAAUAUUUGCUCUCGUGAUUCUCUCGUGAAUAGUUUCCAGCAGUUUCACAGCGACAUAUGAACGACAUUAGGAGUAAAGUCUCACUCUGUUAAUGUCUCUCAUCCUUUUAAACAGGAUAAGAGUCAUUUUGUGCAAACACUGUUUGUGUUUAAUGACAUCAACAGAGCCAGUACUGUUUGUGAGGGUU